Messenger RNA from Ixodes scapularis (black-legged tick), 564 nucleotides. RefSeq lists its product as uncharacterized. Gene Ontology annotation, molecular function: amine binding. The record is from RefSeq and is a predicted model, not a curated record. Bases 1 to 564 code for a protein of 187 amino acids. The transcript has 5 exons. Gene Ontology annotation, biological process: symbiont-mediated perturbation of host defenses. Lineage: Eukaryota; Metazoa; Arthropoda; Arachnida; Ixodida; Ixodidae.
AUGAUGUCAACUUCAAUCAUGGCACUGGCAUUGUCUGCCGUAACUGGACUGAUAUGCCUGACUUUUUCAAGUGGAAGUCAGUCAUGGCCAGAGCUCAAUCCGGAUCUUGAGCAGUACCAGGACUUUACAAAGUGCUUUCCGCUUCAAGGGAGUUGGUACACGAUCUACAGAAAUUAUGAGUCUGACCCAGUCUUUGGUGGAUCAGAGAAGUGCAUUAAAUACACAGAAAGCGGACCACCCGUAAAUGGCGCCUAUCCUCUUCGUUUCGAUUUUGGAAACCAGUCUGGUAUGGCAAGCACGAUACUUGAGUCGUCCCCUGGAUACACGGGCAAGAACAUGUUGAGCCUUACUCCUACAGGUGGAAGUACAUCGGUGGAGGUAUAUGGCGCAUAUGCGGAGUGUGAGCAGUGCUUCGUUCUUAGGAACACCUACAUCAGCAAUACAGCGUGUGCUUUACUUGUGCCCGAGUCUGUGUUGAACAAGAACACCACCUGCUGUGAUUUUAUUUUUGACCUUCUUUGCGGCACAAUGCAGAAGUACUACAUCUACGAUGCAAAUUGCUAG